Molecule: messenger RNA, 2811 nt
Organism: Pimephales promelas (fathead minnow)
Lineage: Eukaryota; Metazoa; Chordata; Actinopteri; Cypriniformes; Leuciscidae
Gene: vps4b
Product: vacuolar protein sorting 4 homolog B
Biological process (GO): vacuole organization; endosomal transport
Molecular function (GO): ATP hydrolysis activity; ATP binding
Source: RefSeq, a predicted model, not a curated record
GUCAACAAACUCGAUACAGUCAAAAACCCGACAAACUACCGAAACUUAGCAGUGACCGAUUGGACACACAACAAAUCAGCGUGACAUGGAGCCUACAAAUUUACAGAAAGCUAUAGCUGUAGCCAACAAAGCUUCAAAGGAGGACCAGGAUGGAAAUUAUGAGGAGGCUGUUAAAUCGUAUCAACAUGCAGUGAAAUAUUUUCUGCAUGUAGUAAAACGUGAACCACAGGGUAAGGAGGGGAAUCAGAAGAUCAGAGAUAAGUGUAAGCAGUAUCUCGACAGAGCAGAAGAGCUUCAAGUCUAUCUUGAUAACAAAGAGAAAGAUAAACAGCAGGCGACUCAGGACAUAGCCCUGGGGGUCUCCGGUAGUGAUGAGCAGAAAGCUAUAGAUCUGGCCAGUAGGGCAUCUCAGGAGGAUAAGGCCGAAAACUAUGGAGAGGCCCUGCGUUUAUAUGAGAGUGCUGUUCAUUAUUUCCUACAUGUUGUCAAAUAUGAAGCACAUGGUGAUAAGGCCAAACAAAGUAUCCGGGCCAAAUGUGCCGAAUAUUUAGACCGGGCUGAAAAGCUGAAAGAGUUCUUGAAGAAGAAAGACAAAGCCCCUUCGAAACCAGUGAAGGAGUCCCAGUCCAGUGACAAAGGGAAUGAGAGCGAUGGAGAAGGAGAUGACCCAGAGAAAAAGAAAUUUCAGAAUCAACUCUCAGGAGCCAUUGUCAUGGAGAAGCCGAACAUUAAAUGGAAUGAUGUCGCCGGGUUGGAGGGCGCCAAAGAAGCUUUGAAAGAAGCCGUCAUUCUGCCAAUCAAAUUCCCACAUCUCUUCACAGGUAAAAGAACUCCUUGGAGGGGUAUCCUUCUGUUCGGGCCUCCGGGAACAGGCAAAUCUUACCUGGCCAAAGCCGUAGCGACAGAAGCCAACAAUUCCACCUUCUUCUCCAUUUCCUCCUCGGACCUGGUAUCCAAAUGGCUGGGAGAGAGUGAAAAGCUGGUGAAGAACUUGUUCACGUUGGCCCGAGAGCACAAGCCCUCUAUUAUCUUCAUAGAUGAGAUCGAUUCACUCUGCGGCUCCAGGAGCGAGAAUGAAAGUGAAGCAGCUCGCAGAAUCAAAACGGAGUUUCUGGUUCAGAUGCAAGGUGUUGGUACUGACAAUGAAGGGAUCCUGGUACUGGGAGCCACAAAUAUCCCAUGGACGUUGGAUUCUGCCAUCAGAAGACGAUUUGAGAAACGUAUCUACAUCCCUCUGCCUGAAGAGCACGCUCGCGGGUUCAUGUUCAAGCUAAAUCUGGGCAGCACGCCUAACUGUCUCACCGAAUCAGACUUUAUGACUCUGGGCAAGAAGACGGAUGGUUACUCUGGUGCUGACAUCAGCGUCAUCGUCAGAGAUGCUCUCAUGCAGCCCGUCAGGAAGGUUCAGUCUGCCACUCACUUUAAACGGGUACGAGGACCAUCAAGAGAUGAUCCAAAUGUCUUAGUGGAUGACCUCCUAACCCCUUGCUCCCCAGGUGAUCCACAGGCUAUAGAAAUGACUUGGAUGGACGUUCCUGGAGAGAAACUUUUGGAGCCAAUUGUUUCCAUGUCGGACAUGCUGAGGUCCCUCACCAACACAAAGCCCACCGUCAACGAGCAGGAUCUGGAGAAGCUGAAAAAGUUCACAGAGGACUUUGGACAGGAGGGCUGAACAGAGCCGGUGUCCUGAAACCAAAGCAAACAGAAUGUGAUUGUAAUGUCUUAUCUCUUGCCCUUCACACGCCCCUCUCCUUUUGUACCCAUGCUCUUCCUCUGUCCGACGGACCCCCUCAGCUCAGGCUAAAUGCUAGAUGUAAUUUGAAAUGUGCAUCUUUUCAAGCCCACCUCAGUUGUUUUUAAUGGCGGCUCUGCCUGCAAGGCUGCCAUCAGUACCUUGUGACCAUCAUGCACCUUUCAUCUUUAAUUACUAUAUGUCUAUGAUUAACAGUCAGAAGGGCCUACAACAAAUGGCCUGUAAAACAAUUAGCAAAUGUAAUGAGUUAUUACGUAUACCCAGUGACUAAUCGUUUGAAGAAAUACUAAUGUAACUCUUGUUUACAGUCGCAUAAGUCUGUAUGGACAAUAAUUAAGCUCCAUGGCGCAUGAAGACUUUUCAGCCCCAUCUUAAAAUGUUUUUGCUGGCUGUGCUUUGUAGAAGAACCAUUUAAAGUGGCUCUUGUUUGUUGCUGCAAAGACAUCUUUUUAAGGGUGCUGGUUGUGAGAGUGGUCUUUUUUUCCUUCUCGUUUCAGAAAGUCACCACAUUGAGAUCCCCAUUUAACAAUUCAGGCACUAUUUACAAAUACUACAUAUGUUUUUGUCUCCAUGUACAGCAUUACUUUCAGUAUAUUACUGUAAAACGUGAGAUUUCUUCACUGAGUUAUGAGUUACAUUAUAUGUUCUGGGGCCAGCGUUGGACGUUUGUAAAUUCACUUGCUGAGGCUCAGCACACGAUGUGCCUUUUUUGCAUUUGCCUCUUGUCUCUCUGUCUGUCUCUCUCAAUCUACAUACACAGAUUCACACAUAUUGAUGGAUAUAUACCUGUUUUUAUAGGCAGACUGUUUGGGAAUGAUUCAAUGAUAUUUGCACAUUUCAUUUAAAACUUUACAACUAUAUAUCAAUCUAUAUACAGCUCCUAUGCAUUUAUAGGGUGUUUGGUUUGCCAUUUAAAAAUACCUAUAAGACAAUGUAUUAGAAUAUCUAGUAUAGAAAUGUUUGGUUUGUUUUAAGGAUAAGGCCUGUUUGACAGUUAAAAGGGGGUUGUCUUGUUCAUUUUAUUAUUCACAUGUAAAUAAAGGUUGAAAUGGAAAUAA